CCGAACGUACAAAAAUGUCCACCGGCCGCCGCUUGGCCAAGCGCUCCAUCAUCGGCACCAAGGUGUGCGCCAAGGGUCCGGAUGGCCUCUGGUACUCCGGCACCAUAUCCGACGUGAAAACGCCGCCCUCGUACAUGGGACCGCUCUCGCCGCCGCCGCCGCCCACUUUUGUGGUGCCCGGCGAGGCACCGAUUAACGCCGAUACGCGCUACCUGGUCCGCUUCGAUUUCAAGACCGCCGUCGAGUCCCCAACCGCUAGCACGUCGUCCGCGGCCUCGGCCUCGUCCACAUCCUCCACAGAUCCGUCGGUCAUCGUGGAAACGCGUCGCGCUGCCAACGUACACAUCAGUCCUGCUCAGGCACUGCGCCGCAGCGCCAUGAUCAAGGAGUUCCGCGAGUCGGAUCUGAUUGGACCCGGAUUCCGGUCCAUCAUGGACACCGAACUGCAGCCCGGCCAGCGGGUCUACUUCACCUACAACGGACGCGAGCAGAGCGGCGAUGUCGUCAAGCACGACGCUACCAAGGACGAGGUGAUUGUCAAGAUCACAACAGUGGGAAAUGAGGAACCCAUUGAGCUGAAGAAGCGACUGGAGGAAGUGCGUCUGCUGGAAUCGCGACGCUCCGCCCGUCUGGCAGACCAGGAUCGCGACACGGACUUCGCCAGACUCGCCGACAUGAGUGGCGAACGCCGCAGAACCACCACACACAGUAUUGAGGUGCCAUCGCAGCUGACGGCGCAGCACAAUCCCCGGAAACGUCCGCCCAGCGAUCACCAGGACUACGGCAAAGAUGAGGAAACAUGCCGUGCCGCCGAGAUUCUGUCAUCGAUGAAGCUGCAGAGUCCGCAUGGCUCAAUGGCCGACAAGUGCUCGAGUCCCGGCAGCAGCUCGUCGGCUUCCUGGAGCUCCGGUUCCCCAUCGCCGCCACUGAGCGACGACGGCCACGCCCACCACAGCCCACACAACAUGAUGUCGCCCCACGAUGCGGACAACGCACGCACACGCACAGCAUCCGUGUCCACGUCGGACGAGGGCAUUGUCAUCGACUACAAGGAGGAGCGCAAGAAAAAGUCCAAAAAGUUCCGAUGCGUCUAUCGAGGAUGUGUUGGCGUGGUAGACGAUCUCAAUGCAGUCGUGCGUCACAUUAGGAAAACACAUUUGGGAAAGGACUCCCAUCGCUCCGCGGAUGAUGACGAAAAUGAGGUGGACUUCUACUACGAGGAUGCCGACGACGACGACGAGCAGGUGAAGCCCAGCCUGGCCUCCGAGCCGACGCUGAGUCACCGGGACAUGGCGCGUCCGCCGCACGAGGAUCCCGAGUACCAAAAGCAGAUUGUGGGCAACUUCAAGCAAGGACGCGGCGGUAGCCACUAUAACCACCUAGCGCAGUCGCACGGACGCACCAUCAGUGGCAGCAACAUCCCGAGCACCCACCAGCAGCAGCUGCAGAACAACAACACCAGCUGCAUUCCCACUUCGCACCUGGCCCACCACAACUACACAUGCCCGGCGGCGACGGCGACAGUGGGUAGCUACUCCUCCACGGGGACGGGGUCGGUGGCGGCCAGUUCAUCAGCCUCGCCGAACGGCAAACACGCUCGCUCGUCGUCCUCCCGUCCGACCCACUCGGUAGCGCCAUAUCCAUCGCCGACGUACGUCCAGCAACAGCAGCACCACCAACACACGCACCACCACAACUACGCUGGCAGCAGCGGCAGCAGCAACAGCAGCAGCAGCAGCAGUCCAGUGAUCCACAGCAAUAGCAGUGCCAACAACAUGCUGCAGCAGCUGUCGCAGCAGAACGUCACAGUGACGGCGCACCACAGCCAGCAGCAGCAACUGCAGCAGCAGCAACACCACCAGCAGCAGCAACACAGCCACCAACAGCAGCAGCAACAUCUCCUGUCCAGUGUGACGAUCACGCCCAAUUUCCAUCCGGCGCAGCAGCAGCACCACCACCAACCGAUGCGCGGCCACCAUCAGCAGCAUCCACAGACAACUGCCGGCAACCUGGUUGCCCAAAACAACAGCAACAACCACAGCAACGGAAGCAAUCCGCUGCAGCAGCAACAGCACAUGGCGCAACAGGUGGCCGUCAAGCAUACGCCCCAUUCGCCCGGCAAGAGGACGCGGGGCGAGAACAAAAAGUGCCGCAAGGUGUACGGCAUGGAGAAGCGCGACCAGUGGUGCACCCAAUGCCGGUGGAAGAAGGCGUGCAGCCGCUUCGGCGACUGAAAGCGACAGAAGUCGUCGACGGAGGCGGCAAACCAGGCGUCGGCGCACCAGUCCAAGGCAGCAACAGCAGCAUCAUCAGCAGCAGCAUCAGCAACAGCAACACCCAACCCAGCAGCAAUAUCAGCAACUCCCAGCCCGGCAGCAACAUCGUCCUCUAAAAUGACCACCACAGUGGUGCGUUUGGCGGCCGAGGUGGCUGCCGGCAAGCAGCUACCCCCGUCGUUGACCAUCAAAACCAACAAGCGCUACGGUGGUCAGGUGCAGCAGCAGCAACAACAACCGCAUCCGUAUGCGGUCACCGCCAACAGCAACACAAUUAGCAAUAGGCCGGUGCGUAUACGCAGUGUGGCCACCUCGGUGAUUGUGGCGCCCAUUGCCUGCGCAGUAACGACGACGAACACCACGCCCAGCCACAUGGAGGACACGGAUGCUGACGAGGAUGCUGACGAGGAGCUGGAGGAGAUGGAGCAGGAGGAUCAGGAGGAGGAGGAGGAUCCGGAGGCACUCGAGGAUCAGGAGGAGGCGCAGGUGGCUGCUGCCAACGGCCUGCUGGCCUGGAGCCGAGCAGCCGCCAAUCAGCAGCAGGCGCAGGCCGUGCUGAUGCAGGGCUAAGUCCACCUGAGCCGCCACCGAGUGCGCCGUUAGCUUGCUGACUCCUGGAUGGCUGUCGGUGGCAGCUGUUGCCCCCCGAGGACACAAAACGCAAAAAUGCAAAUGAAAAAUGGUCUCUUCUUAUUUACUCUGCAUUGAAUUGUGCACCUUAAACACGUAACGGUAUCUCUUUUGUUGUUGUGCAGGUGUUUGCCAACUGCCGUGCAAAUGUUGCUGACAUUUGCGCCCGGGCAACAUUUGCAAUCUACAAUAAUCUAAUUAUUAUUAUUAUAAUUAUUAUUAUUACUAUUAUUGCAGUGCGUAAAUAUACAUAUACAUAUACAUAUUUAUUUCUAAAAUGACUUUGUUAAUUCUUAUGUUAAAAAGCUGAAAAGCAGUUGGCAACUUUUUAUAUACACAAAAAGCGAAAGCAACAAACAGUUAAAAUACGUAUGCCAGCUGUUUUUACAUAAAACAUAACAAAAAAAUGCAAAAGAAAAAACAGCAAAAACAAUUCAAGCAUAAACCAACAACAACAACAACACAUGAAAACCAACAAUAUUUAAAGCAAAUAUACAUUUGAUUUUUUUUAAUUGUAAGAACUCUAGUAAAUUUUUUUCUAGUAUUAAGUGCAAUUUCUGUUCUACUUCUCGCUCUAAACAAAGAAAACAAAACGAAAUGAUAUAAAAUGUAAGAAAACGAAGCAAACCAACUCAAACAAACAAACAAGCAAAUCAAAAUGAAACAAUCGGAGGUGCGGCAGAAAUCACUUUGCUGGGAAUUCACAUUGAUGUACGUAAGAAUUCAUCACUGAGUGGUUUUUGUGUUGCCUCCGUUUGAAAGCAGAAUAUUCAAACGAAAACCUAAAAAUAUGCAUAUUAAAUAUUCAAGGCGUUGCAUCUACACAUUAAAUAGGCAUAAACGAAAAAAUAGUUAAAUUACUUGCAUAAUCACAUGUAACUCAAAUCCAAGAGCCGUUUAAACAAUUUGUAAGUGUGUGUGUUAAGCGCUAAGAGUUAAGUAUUAAUCGACUUCAUGCAUACGAGCGGCAAUAGAUGGACACACAGCUAAAUAAUCUAGUUAAUUAAGCACCCAGCCACCACAGACCCACCCACAACCAAGUACCCAAAAAGCCCAAACUCUCAAACAACUCUAUAGAACAAUUACCCCUCAACCCGAAGACCCGACAUCCCGAUAUCCAAAAACCACGCUAAUGUAACAUAUAGACGUACGAGCAACUUAAACUUAAACGUAGUGAAUUUUAAAAACAAACAAACAAACCAAGCAAACAAACAGACAGACAGGCCGACAGACAAACAGAUGGAUUGUGAGGUAGAUCUUAUCCUUAUCGAGAAUCGUCGAAAUUUCAAUUGGAGCCAGAAGGAAAACACUUUCAAACAUGUUCAAAUUUUUAAUAAAUUGUUAAGUUGAUAUUUUCUAAAAACACACAAAAACGAAAAAUGAGCUAAAUUUGUCUAUUAAUUAAUUUGUAAUGAACUUAUGACUAAAAACUAAGAUUUAAAACAAAAAACAAAAACUUUUUGCGUUGUGCAACUGUUGUGAAUUGUUCAAAUUACGGUAUACACAUACAAACAAUGACGUCACAAAGGACCCAGCGAGGUUUGCGAGGAUAUAAGAAGAAGAUGUAGCCCAUCUAGGGAUAGCUACGCAUUGAGAUUGAAGAGCAGGAGAAUUUACGAAUGAAGAAAUGAAAAUACACAAGGAAUUCUUAACCAAAUUGGAAGUACAAACUAAAGUCUAGAAUAUGUAAAUAUAGAACCCCCAUACACACACUUAACGAACGGAAGUAAAAGGGAAUACGAAGCGGAAGUGCAAUGGGGAAACGAACCCACGAAAAAGUAAUGUUGAUGGGAGAGGAGGAGCGAAGGGAAAAUUGAGCUUAGGCGGCAGCAGCUUUAAAAAUAUUUCAAAAUGAAUAUGGAAAGUUAGGGAGAGCGGGAAAAUUGAAAGAUAAAGCGGAAGCGGAAGCAGAAGCGAAAGCGAAAAGCAUGCAAAAACCGUAAGGAGAAAGUAAAACACGCAAGCGAAAAUUUCAUUGAAAUUGUUUGCCGUGAUUUGAAUGAAAUUCAUAAUGGUGGCCAUUUUUGUGUAAUGCGAAAAAGUUUAACAACAUUUUUUACACUUGUAUUUCGUUUUUAUUAACUAUAAGUUUAACCAAAACAACAACAACAAGAACGAUUGUAAGCAAACGGAGUAAAAUGCAACUGAAAACGGAGGAAAUGCAAUACAUUUUACUUAUUUUUGUCUGUCGCCCAGGACGGCGUCUAUUCUUUAUUACGAAUUAUGAUUACGAGUAUGAUUAUUGUCAUCAUUAUUAUUGUUUUUCUUGCUAAUUUUCGUGCACCACACACAAACACCCCACACAAGCGUAGUUAAGUGCGCACACUCGAUCUAUUUCGUUGCGUUCUGGAAAUUAUUUAAACUUAAGUGAUAUUUUUAAACAAACAAAAAACAAAGAUGCAAGAGGAAAGAAAACUAUCCAUUAUUAUAUAAUUAUCGCUAAUAUUUCUUACUAUUUUAUGUGUACGAUUACCACGAUUAUCACGAAAAGAGCAAGAAAUACAUCAUGGCAGGCAAAGUCCCUCGAUCGGAAUAUCCUCAAAAUCCGAUCGGAGACUAGAACUGGCCUGGAAAACAAGCGGAAUGUGGCAACGGAUGAAGCAAAAUGAAAAUGCUUAUUCAAGAGAUGAAAGAUGAAGAUUUAUGGAGGAAAAUAUCAGAAAUAUCAGUAAAGGUCAAAGCUCUAAUCCAUCGAACAUGAAUUCUAGAUUCAUUCAAUAGCGAGAAAUAAUAUUUCUUUUUGAUUUUUUUCUUGAAAAGAAUACCACACAACAACAACAACAAGAACACCCAUUUUAUUAAAAAAUAUACAAUUGUUAUUUAUAAUUAAACAAAACAAAAACGAACCACUUUGUUUUUAUUAUGAUUUCACAUUUUCAGUUGCUACCUUGGUUUCCACUAUUCAGUUAUUAUUCGUUCAUUUGGGAGCGAAAGGUUUCCGCAUUCACGGAAACUCCAGCCGCAAUCCCCCUUUAUAAGAAGAAUGCAUUUCUCGAACAGACACGGUUUCUCCCAGGGUCUCAGACGUAGAACAGAUGGUAUCGAUACAAAUUGUACAACUUUCUACUGGAUCGAUUGGUAUUCCGUUGGUAGAAUGGAGCCAGAAACCGAAACAGUUGCUAGAUCCUUAUGAUCGUAUGUUGGAUUGUUCUUUCCGCUGGUCUAGGAUGUACAGAGAAGCAGUGCUUACAUAACAACAGAUCGAUGUGUUUAUCUCUUAACUAGCUAUAUACUUAUUAUCGGGCAUAUUUGCCAACGUGUACGUCUAAGCAGCAUAUGCAUGUAGAUGGGAACUUAUGAUAUUUCAUCGGAUAUUUAUCGUCGUUAUUGAUGUGUAAACAUAAAAUUAACUCUAAGCUAAGAUGGACUCGGAGUAGUCCCUUAAGGAGGAUCGAGUUCGGUUUAAAUUAGAAAUCUCACGGCAGCUGGCGGCCGGAUCCGGAUGCAGAUUCGGAUCUGGCGCAGCGAAUGCUGGUUCAGCGCGGUAUGUUGCAUCCACUAAACGAUAACUAAGUAAUUAUACUUGAUACAUUAUAUACAUAUACAGUACAUUUAGGUGUGUAGCUAGGGGCAAAGUGUCUGAGCGAUAUUUGAGCGAAUCGGACCCUGGACUUUGGCAUAUCUAGGUUAUAUCCGUGAGAGUCCGCUUCCGGUUCCGGGCAGAUUCGAAGCUCAGCGACCGUGGCUGCGGCCUGCGCGUCUUUGUGUGUGUGUUGGUGUUCAUUUUUUGGAUAAUUGGAAAGCGAAAUUAGUUUUAAAACAAAAUUGCAUUCAAUAUAAGGCUGAUUUAUUUGACUUGUUCAUUUUGAUAUAUACACUCAAGCACACAAACACACACACACUUACAAACACUCACACACCGAAAACACACACGCACACUCACGCAUAUCAGCCAGGCAGCUAACGGUGCUAGACAUUGAAUUCCAUUUAAGAUUAAGUGCAUUAAGUCGGUUAGUUUAGUGAGUAUCCAGCAAAAGACUUGCGCAUCGUUUAUUUGGCUGCGUUUUCACGAAUCCAUUCACUGCAAUCCAUUCACCCAAUCGCAUUCAUCCAUUUCAUAGUCGAGAAUCGAACAGAAGCGGGCAAACGGAGCUAUAUCCUGGGGAUCUUGCGUUUUUCGUAGCAUACCCCAGGGGGCUGAGGUGGAAAGUUGUUGGACGGAAACGGAAACAAGUGCUCAACACUGCCAGCAACGAAAAUCCGCAUCCGAAUCACCACAUUCUGCUUAAGGAACACACGAAUUCGAGGAAGCAAUAAGCUGUUUAUACAAUCAAAUACCCUGUAAUCAUGUAUCAUGCACACAUUAGAGCAUUCUUGUGAACUGACUGAUACUUCAAACCAAAAAAGAAAAAAACAAAAAAAAAACAAGAAACCAAAAUACGAGGCGAGAUUAUGUAUAGGGAAUAUCACGAAUAUCAGACGUGAAAUCAUCUAACAUAGGUCGCUUAAAGUUAAGCGAGAAAUCAUAAUUUCAAUAAUAGGUUUUAAAUAAGUUUUUCUACCCAAGAGUUGUUGUAACUUUUUUACAAUUUAAAAUUUAAAUUUAUGAUAAUUGGCAGGACAAUUGUUUUGAUAACUGAAAUGGGCGCAAGCGUAAGGAUGAGAAUUUCGGCCGAAAUUGUACUCAAUUAUUUUGCAUUGAUUAUUGGCUGGCAACUGAAACCACUAGAUGUCUUCAAAAAGAUUGGCUAAAUGCAUCCUUGAUUUCGAAAAGACUUUUUCUUCGGGGCAGACGCCCCCCACUGAAUAUUUAUGGGUUAACGCAGUAGUGCCCAUGGUGUUGCGGAAAUUAAAAAUUAAAUCUAAACACUUAACAAUUACUAUGUAACAUUAACAAUAAUCGGCUUAGUUGGGCUAACUGAGAACUUUACUAGGAUCUAGGCGAUAUGAGAGAUGAACGUUGAAGGACUUGACGCGACUUGAUUAAAAUUAGACGCUCCCACUUCCCCCCGUUCCCACCACAUUUGUAUUUGUAUCCGUAUUUGUAUGUCUAGCAUUAGGGGCAUCCCCCAGCACACACGCACACGCCUACACACACACACACACACACACACACAGCCAUUCAUCAUCACCUUGAACUUUUCGUGUUUUUAUGUGUAGUUCGUAAGCGAUGAAUGAGCACGAGAUGAAUCUAUGAUAUAAUAUACUUGUUGUUGUGUCCACAUCUAUAGGAUUAGCCUACCCGAAAUCAGAUCGAUGCAUCCUUGUUUUGUUUACCUUGUUGACUUGUUUGCUGUUACGAAUAUCUAUCGAUUCUAUUAUCCCCACUGUGUACUUAACUCGGUUCUGCUUGGACUGGCCAGCUAGUUGAACUGGCGAAGUCGGCGAAGUUAGGCUAGAGCAUAAUUUAAAGGCAGGCGACGGUCGCCAGGAUCGCCGUGCCGCCACUGAUCACCACAUAACAAGGUACAAAAGAGCCGCAAUUGGGGCAGCAUCCACCCCCUGCCACGCCCAUUAGCCAAAGGGGCGCAAUUAGGCCUGGAGCAGGUGAAAAUUGAGCAGAGAAGCACACAGACGACACAGAAACAGAUUCAGAAAACAGAUUUAGAAACAGAUAAUACUACAAAUACGAACUAGCGUAACGGAGUUUUGCAUUUCCAAACGAAUACCAUAUGAAACCAAGUAAAUAACCAGCAACUAAGUGUCGUGUAUAUUCCAUGUUAAAAAUACAGCCACUGUGCUGCAUAUAAGCAUAUAAUUAUACAUGUAUACAGUAUAAAUAUAUAUAUAUAUAUUUAACCAUAUGCAUACAUAUAUCUAACCGAAAUUACGAAUAGCGAACGAGAACAAGAGCAAGAAAUCCCUUCAGAUGGCAAUGAUUGUUCAUACACCCUAGAUAAAUAGUUGUGCAUUAAUCAAUCGUACAGUUGUCUCAAUGUGAAAAGCUUAAGUCCACACCGAAACUAAUGUAAUAGCAGCUACAACUCGAGGACCCGAGGACCCCCCUCUAAGAAACCCAAUCACUGGUGACCCCGCACCCGAACGUGGUGACCCCGAAAAUUAAGAAAAUAAAAUACAUAACGAAUAUCCGUAAUACAGAGCAGCAGAGAUGUUUAACACUUCAAUUAAACAUUGGUGAGAAUCGAGUACCUACAAAACUGAAAGAGAUAGAGAAGCGCCCACACACGCACACACAUCCUGCACAUCCUGUGGCGGACUAGUGUGCGUGCGGGGCGACUAUAUUUUUUGCAAAGCAAAUUGUGCAGCAAAUGCAACCGAAACUAACGGAUAACGUUUUACGCGCGAACAUUUUUAGACAUACAAAAAGUAAAUCGUGAAAGGCAAUAUGAAGCGAGGGGAACACACACACAAACUACAGAUCAUAAAUAGAUAUAUUUUGCGUCUUUAUAUACAGGAAAACGGCAUAUUUGUAUAUUUACACUCAAUGUACAGAUCGCAGCUACGAAUCACAGCAGCUAGGGAUAUAUAGGGAUACUUUAGUACUUGUUGCUCGGUUGGCUUUUUAUGCUUCAUGUUAACUCCGAACCCAGAUCAGCCCAUUACGCCAUUAUCCAUUAACCUUGGCGCGUCGGCUAGGACCGGCACGUUUUCCACUCGGUGUACUGUCCACGGAACACUGAUCUGCAUAUGUACGUAUACCUAAGGACCCAUCACACUCAUCACACCGAAGCAUUGACUCUAACACCACUCACGCUAUAUGGGAAGUCCCACGAAAUAAAAUCAUUUUCAAAACUAUUUUAAGCGAAUGAAAACCUACAACAAAGAAAAAGCAAGAAACUCUAAAUCAUUUCAAUGAACGUGUUUAUGAAUGUUGAUUUUAAACAAUAAAUCGAAAUCAGAAUGAAUAAAGCAUAAACAACUAAUUGUAUGGAAUAAGUUAAACAAAAUAAAAAUUCUAUGAUAAUAUAAUAAAAACAGAAAAGACAAGAGCAAAAUGAUACUUUCAAAACUAAA
This is a messenger RNA of Drosophila simulans, 9821 nucleotides long. RefSeq lists its product as uncharacterized. Gene Ontology annotation, cellular component: nucleus. Gene Ontology annotation, molecular function: DNA-binding transcription factor activity; RNA polymerase II cis-regulatory region sequence-specific DNA binding. Lineage: Eukaryota; Metazoa; Arthropoda; Insecta; Diptera; Drosophilidae. The transcript is spliced from 7 exons. The record is from RefSeq and is a predicted model, not a curated record. Gene Ontology annotation, biological process: regulation of transcription by RNA polymerase II.